Molecule: messenger RNA, 1288 nt
Organism: Plutella xylostella (diamondback moth)
Lineage: Eukaryota; Metazoa; Arthropoda; Insecta; Lepidoptera; Plutellidae
Gene: Nmdmc
Product: NAD-dependent methylenetetrahydrofolate dehydrogenase
Biological process (GO): tetrahydrofolate interconversion
Cellular component (GO): mitochondrion
Molecular function (GO): methylenetetrahydrofolate dehydrogenase (NAD+) activity; methylenetetrahydrofolate dehydrogenase (NADP+) activity; methenyltetrahydrofolate cyclohydrolase activity
Source: RefSeq, a predicted model, not a curated record
AGUAAGUGAUGAGGCAGACUAAAUGCUUACGCCUUGUCAGUACAUAUCUGACUACCAAGAUGAGAAGUCACACGUUUAUUGAUUCUCUGGGCACGGCCAGCAUUAUGGCCAAAAUCCUUGAUGGCAAGGCCCUAGCUAAGGAGAUUAAGGAUGAGCUGAAGAUUCAAAUUGAAAAUUGGACUAAGCAUGGUCACCGAGCACCAUCUCUCUCCUGCAUCAUUGUAGGGGAUGAUCCCGCAAGCCACACAUAUGUUAGAAACAAGAUACAAGCAGCUAAGGAUGUUGGUAUUGAUGCCAAAACCCUACUGUAUGAAGAAACACUUUCUGAAGUCGAACUUAUUGAGAAAAUUAAGGCGUUAAAUGAUGAUGCUGACAUUGAUGGCAUCUUAAUACAGCUUCCAUUACCAGAGAGUAUCAGUGAGAGAAAUGUGUGCAAUGCAGUGGCUCCGGAGAAGGAUGUUGAUGGUUUCCACAUCAUAAAUGUUGGUCAGCUGAGCUUGGAUAUGCCAACAAUAGUGCCAGCUACUGCAUUAGCCGUUAUAGAAAUGUUGAAGAGAUUUAAAGUUCCAACGUUCGGUCGCAAUGCAGUGGUAGUGGGUCGUUCCAAGAAUGUUGGUAUGCCGAUUGCUAUGAUGCUGCACAGUGACAUGAAGCAUGACAGUGGCCUCGGCAUGGAUGCCACAGUCACCAUCUGCCAUCGGUACACCCCGAAAGAGAAGCUGGAAUACUUCUGCAGGAACGCAGAUAUAAUCAUCAGUGCUACUGGAGUAGCAAAACUCAUCAAAGCGGACAUGGUGAAGCCAGGCGCGACGGUCAUUGAUGUCGGCAUCACGAGGAUCACUGACGAUAACGGAAAAACCAAGUUGGUUGGAGAUGUUGAUUAUGAUGAAGUAAGCAAGAUCGCCGGUGCGAUCACCCCGGUUCCCGGUGGCGUUGGCCCGAUGACAGUUGCCAUGCUGAUGCAAAACACAUUCCAAGCUGCCCAGAAGCUUCGCGACAUUGACUCUCAGAUGCAGUGAGCAUCUCUGCCUACGUGCCUCUACCGAAGUUGUUAAUCUAUGACGACAGUUAAAGGAAAGAGGUACGUAACGCGCAUUUUCAUGUUUGUGUUAUUAAUUUCCGUUUUAUUUAUUUGUUAAUCUAUUUUCGAAUAGUUUGUUGUACAAACUUACCUCAAAGGCGUUUAGUUAAAAAGUAAUAGUUUUGAUAAUUUAUGAUUUAUUCGUAAACAGUUUGUAUUCCAGUGAAUAUUUCGCAUUCGUUAGAAUCUCCAAAUUAUAAUUUAACA